GUUGACAUUUGUCAGGUCAAUAAAAAUGAAAUUGCUACUUCUUGGACAGAUAUUACUGGAACAUUGGUACAACAAUGUCCAUUUGUCUAAUUUUACUGUUUUUUCAGUUAUACAUUCAAAUUAAAGGUGCAGAUGUGAAUGCUGACAUAAAAGGAUACGACCUUCUUUAUGAAAAAUAUGAGUUGUUAGAGGCAGAGACUGAUAAGUGUAUGGCAACUGAUGGAACUCCUUACAUAACAUCUUUGUUUAAUGAAAUAUGCAAAUUAUAUUUAACAAAUCAAGUACCCGUACUUUUAUAUGAUAAUGACUAUUCAGUCAACUUAAAAUUUCAAAGGAUAUUAAAUCGAUUUCUGAAGAUCUACCCUAAAAGUUUAAGACAUGGUUUAAUCAACGUGACAAAGGCUGUUCCACAAGUUCCAAAUGGUAUUCUGGAUCCAGGACAAAACGAGCAGCUAGCUUUUAUCAUAUUCAGUAAAGAAAUCGAAAUAGGUGCACUCGCGAUAGUCGACAAAGUCGAGAUAGUAACGAAAACCAUCUUUAUUCCAAAAUCAUCUUUAUACCAAAUAAAAGAGUUCCUUACGAGGGAUAUCGCUCGCAAGUUCCAUAACAUUUUGGUGCUCGUCGAUCCGACUUUAAAAAUAGACAUUUACUUUCAGAAAAAAGGUCAAGUGCAUAAAGAGUGCGACAUAAAUAUGUACACUCACCAACUUGCUUCAGACUCUCUUGGCGGAAGCAAGGCGAUUAUUCUUACAUCUUGGAGGAGAAAUAAUUUUACAAGGAAUGUCAAUUUAUUCCCAGAUAAAUUCAAAACAGGGUUCAACGGUAUGCACAUGGUGGUAUCAACUUCUGAAAAUGCACCUUUUGUAUUUAAAUCAAAAGGCCAUGAUUCUGGAGAAGGGUACACCUUAAACAAAUGGGAUGGGUUAGAAGUCAGGAUUAUGAAUUUAAUAAGUCAAAUGCUGAAUUUUAGUGUGGAAUACAAGGAGCCGGAUAGUGACCCAAAAUAUGCCAAUUUAUCAUGGACUGAAAACUCUCUUAGGCAACUUGCAUUGAAACAAGUUGAUUACGCUAUUGGAGGAAUUUAUUUAACAGCAGAAAGAUACAAAUUAUUCACAUUUACGCAUCCAUACUCCCAAGAUUGUGCAUCUUUCAUCUCACUCGCAUCGACAGCUUUGCCAAAGUAUCGGGCGAUCAUGGGUCCCUUCCUCUGGGACGUCUGGCUGGCUUUAACUACCGUUUAUUUACUUGCAAUUUUCCCCAUCGCCUUCUCAGUCUGGCACACGGUGAAACCUUUGAUCGAAGACAUUUCCGAGUUGGAAAAUAUGUUUUGGUACGUUUUCGGAACGUUUACAAAUUGCUUUACUUUCACGGGACAAAAUUCAUGGACCCAUGCUUCAAAAACCGCAACAAGGAUAUUCAUAGGUUCAUACUGGGCUUUUACAAUUAUUAUCACAGCUUGUUACACAGGAUCUAUCAUCGCGUUUAUCACUUUGCCUGUAUUCCCAGAGGUGAUAGACUCAUCAAAACAACUAGUUGAAGAAGAGUAUAAAAUAAGUACAUUAGAAAAGGAUAUCUGGUUAGAACUUUUAACUGGUAGUGUUGACCCGGUAGCCCAUGAAUUGUACAAAGAGCUGGACUUUGUACCAAAUCUUAUUGAAGGGUUAAGAAACGUAACAAGAAACAUCCAUUCAGAGCACAAGUCUGCAUUUUUCGGCUCGAAAUAUCUCCUAGAAUACACUGUCAGAACAAAUUAUACUCCUGAGGAUUCCAAUAAAAGGCUACUGUUUCAUUUAAACAAAGAGUGUUUCGUCCCACUGUUUUUGGGAAUUGCCUUGCCCAAAAAAAGCAUGCAAGUGGAAAAAAUAAACCUGGCGUUAUCAAGACUGCUCCAGUCUGGCUUUAUGUUUAAAGUCAGCCGAGAAGUUGAGUGGGCAGUUAGCAAAAUGAGCACAGCCAAAUUACUUAAAGCGAGUAUGUCAAGUUUCCGCAUAGCACCUGAAGACCGAGAACUGACUCUAGAUGACACCCAAGGCAUGUUUCUUCUUCUUGGUGCUGGUUUCGCUAUAGCCAUAGCAGCCCUGAUGGCAGAAAUACUGGUAUGGUGUGUCAAAGAAUUCAAGCAAACAAAAUUCGGACAGCCUUCAUUGAAAGAACGCUCCUUGGCCAAAAUCAAACAGAACUUGGGCGAAAUAAAAAGGUGUCUUUUUGAUCCUAUAGACCAGCUUAAAAGGUCGUUUUACGAAUCGAGGGAAAGAAAUGUUUCAAGUUUAUUUGGUAGCGGUGUCUCGAUACCGGAACACCAAAAUGAAGCACUCUGGAUCAUAAACCUAAAACCACCUCAAGAAAAACCAAUCAGAUUAAGGAGUUUCUAAUUAUUUUUGAAUUAAUUAAUAUUGAAGCAUUAAUAUUGUAAUUUUGUAUCAAAUUAAUUACAAAAUCAGGGAUAAUUUGAAAGAAAAGAAAACACUCAGUCCUUUUGUCAUGACUUUGAAACUGUUAAUGUUAAUAUUGACAAUGUGCAUAAUAUACCCGGUUACCAGAAAAGUUAAUUAAGUUAAUUUGUUAAUUAUAUUAAGUUAAUUUAAUUUAAUCAAACAUUUGAUUUGAUUUAAUUUAAUCAAACGUUAAUCAAUAUUUCUAUUUGCAUAGGAGGAGUAGAUGUUUACAUCACAUCGUACUGAGUGUAAUUCUUCAGUUUAUUAAGAAAAAGUGUCUUGACAUUUCACUGUAAAUUAUAAAAUAUUAUCUUAACUUCAAAACCCAUAAUUCGUGUGUGCUUAUUGUAUGAAUUUAAGCUCAUGUACACUUAUGUAUAAAUUUGCACUGCAUUUGGUGAUGAAACAAUAAGUACAAACACACUGCUGAAAAUUGGUCCAAAAAGUUUGCUUCUGGGAGGAAAAGGAUGGAUCACGAUCUGGUAGAUCUGUCUUGCAUGACAACAAAUUGAGGGAAGCUGUUGAAAUUGAUCAGGAACUUGGUAGUGUUUAACGGAAGUGAUGAAACCAUUCACUCUAACUUACAUCGACUGGGGAAAAUGUGAAACAAAUGGGUUUCUCAUAGAUAUGGAAUCUGGACAAAUGGAUUUCUCAUAAAUUGAACAGUAAUAACGUAACAGACUUCCACGACUAAACAUUUGCCUUUUAUUACAAAAGAAGACUUUUUUGACUGGAUUAUCAUAUUUAACAAACAAAAAAAAAACAGAUCCUAACACUGGUAGGUUAUACCAUUGGUGGUCACCAAAUUGAUGCAAAAAACAAAUAUUUACCAACAAAAGGUUGUGUUGGUUGAGUUCAGCAGGCAUUGUGCACUCCAAACUCCUGCUAGGUCAUCACCGCAGAAAUCUACACAAGCCAACUACAAUGAGUGCCCCUUGGACCAGAAAUCACCUGUUCUUGUAAAUUCAAAAGGAGUUAAUUUUCACCAGGACAACAUGAGGUGACAAAGAGAUGAUAAUGAAGCUUGGUUGAGAAGUCUGAUCACACUCUACAUACUCUCCAGUCCUGGCCCCUUCUAACUUUCGCCUUUUUUUUAAACAAUGGUCAAUGAUAUGUACAAUUGCAAACACCUGGAAAAUGAGCUGAGUUUAUUUUUUAGGUCCCUGAACCCCAACUUUUAUCAGAAGGGCAUACUGAGCUAAUAACUCGGGUACAGGUUUACAGGUAGAUGCUUAUAGACAUUAUUUCACCCAAAUAAAAUAUCUCUAAACUAAUUUUAAUUAUUCGUAAUCAAAAGCUUGACAAAGCUUUUCUUUUCUUUCAAAUUGGUUUUAUCCCAGAGUUUCUAAUGAUCUUGCACUACAGUAUACAUGUUUUGUAGUAGAUCAUGUUAAUAUACAUGGAAUGCAGUGGCUGAUUGUUGCUAGCCUCUUGGUAUAAUUUUUUUUCUGUUGCAUCAUUCACUACAUGUGUAGAUAGUUGUUUGUAAAGCCAACUUGUAUGAUAAUUAAAUAAAACUAUGCAAUUAAAACAAAGAACCAAAUUAAAAAAAAAAA
Cimex lectularius (bed bug) is the source of this 3991-nucleotide messenger RNA. RefSeq names its product ionotropic receptor 21a (gene Ir21a). Gene Ontology annotation, cellular component: membrane. Bases 75 to 2372 code for a protein of 765 amino acids. Gene Ontology annotation, molecular function: glutamate-gated receptor activity. The record is from RefSeq and is a predicted model, not a curated record. Lineage: Eukaryota; Metazoa; Arthropoda; Insecta; Hemiptera; Cimicidae. The transcript has 11 exons.